UUGCAUGUACUCAACUUGAUUUUACGUUGAUCUAUGGAAGGCUGGAAACUACAACAAUUGAAUCGAAAUUUCUUUGAUCCAGUAGCUAAACAUGAAUUGGAUGUACUGAUGUGUGCUGAAAUCGCACAUAAGGUAUUGCGCACUGACACAAUUUACAACAUUUUGACUCAAUUAGUGGAAGUGUCAUCAGAUUAUCAAAACGCAUUUGAGGCCGAAGUAAUUGGCAUGGUAGUAAUCACUGAUUAUAAUAACAAAACAUAUCGUGUGAGUGAUAUAGAUUUCGGUAUGUCGCCCAAAUCCACUUUCAAACGAAAGGAAAAAGAUGUCACAUUCGUAGAUUACUACAAACGACGUUAUAAUCUCACAAUUCGUGAUUUUAAUCAACCACUGUUGAUAUCGAAGCCUACCGAAAAAAAUACUAGAGGUGGUCAAGAUGAUUUAAUAAUAUUAGUUCCAGAACUGACAGGUGCUACUGGCCUAAAUUAUACUAUGCGUGGCGACUGGAUAUAAUUUUUAGAAUAAAUAUAAAUCUAUUUAUUUAAUUAGCUAUAAAUUUGCUUUUCUACAGAUUAAUGAAAGCAAUACAUGAGUGAAUCCGUCUGGACUCUCAUUUCCCAGGGAAUGUAGCCUCUGAUGCUGAUUUAUCAACUCAAAUCAGCUUGCCCCCUCUAAACAAUCCGAAACCGUUUCAAGUGACCAACACUUAAAUCAAGUGGGCUAUCCAAACUUUUAAACCUUAUAAAUCUCCAGGUCCGGACGGAAUUAUUCCCGCCGAUAUUCAACAGGGUGGAUUCGUAUGCAUGCUUAUACUAAAGGC
Molecule: messenger RNA, 817 nt
Organism: Teleopsis dalmanni
Lineage: Eukaryota; Metazoa; Arthropoda; Insecta; Diptera; Diopsidae
Product: protein aubergine-like
Exons: 4
Coding region: 34-510 (158 amino acids)
Biological process (GO): regulatory ncRNA-mediated gene silencing
Cellular component (GO): P granule
Molecular function (GO): piRNA binding; protein binding
Source: RefSeq, a predicted model, not a curated record